Messenger RNA from Sorghum bicolor (sorghum), 2052 nucleotides. RefSeq names its product serine/threonine-protein kinase AGC1-5. The transcript is spliced from 2 exons. Gene Ontology annotation, molecular function: ATP binding; protein serine/threonine kinase activity. Lineage: Eukaryota; Viridiplantae; Streptophyta; Magnoliopsida; Poales; Poaceae. Gene Ontology annotation, cellular component: nucleus; cytoplasm; plasma membrane. The coding region runs from base 424 to 2025 and encodes 533 amino acids. The record is from RefSeq and is a predicted model, not a curated record. Gene Ontology annotation, biological process: protein phosphorylation.
GCAGCCGCGGUUGACAUUCGUGUGUCGUCUCCCGUUUCCAUCCCGCCACGACGAAGAGACCAACCGACGACUCACCUCCCGGCACGUCGUCGUCCCAUCACUAACUCGAUCGAUCAUCAGUGCGUGGGGCGUGGGCGUGGCAGCCACCAACUCCACCAUCGUCCGUCCAAGACAGGUCCCCCCUCGUCGUCGGAUCGGAUUAUUCAUUCAUUCCUAGGCCUCUCGUCCUUAACUCGAGAGCCACAGCUCUGCAAGCUUCUCCGAUCGAUCUGCACUUGUGCAGACACACAGGCCGCGAAGAAGAGUACGUAGCGGAUACAUGCAUUCCAUCUGUUGAUGAGCCAAGCCUCGUCUGCCUGCUGACACGUACUGCACCCGUUAGCGCGUACUGAGGGCUGAGGGGUGCAUCGUGUCGUGAAUGACAUGACUAGCACCAUUGGCGGCAUCAUGGAGGACGUCAGGAUCGGGAGCUUCGACUUGGACGCCGUCGCCGCGUACCCGACGACGCUGCCCAGCCCCAGGAUGGUCGCCGCAGCUGGACGAGACCUCCAACUCAUCCAUUCGCCGCGCCAGCCGUCGUCGGGGUUCAGCAAGAGCCUCAACCCGAUCUACACCGACGACCACGACACCACGACGGCGGCAACAACAACGAAUUCGUCACCAUCAUCCGCCGAAGGCGCGCACGCUGCGACGGCGGGAGCCGCACGGGACUGCCCGCCGCCAAAGCCGACGGCCCCUGUGCCCGCCGCGCGGCGCCACACCGGCGGGGACGGGCGCUGGGAGGCCAUCCGCGCGGCCGAGCCCCCGCUCAGCCUGGGCCACUUCCGCCUCCUACGGCGCCUGGGCUACGGCGACAUCGGCAGCGUCUACCUGGUCGAGCUCCGCGGCGGCGGCGGCGCGCUCUUCGCCAUGAAGGUGAUGGACAAGGGCACCCUGGCGGGCCGCAACAAGCUGGCCCGCGCGGAGACGGAGCGGGAGAUCCUGGGCCUGCUGGACCACCCGUUCCUGCCCACGCUCUACUCCCACUUCCAGACCCACAAGUUCUGCUGCCUCCUCAUGGAGUACUGCUGCGGCGGCAACCUCCACUCCCUCCGCCAGCGGCAGCCCGGCAAGCGCUUCGCCGAGGACGCCGCCAGGUUCUACGCCUGCGAGGUGCUGCUUGCGCUCGAGUACCUGCACAUGCUCGGCGUCGUGUACCGGGACCUCAAGCCCGAGAACGUGCUCGUCAGGGAGGAAGGACACAUCAUGCUCUCCGACUUCGACCUCUCGCUCCGCUGCUCCGUCAGCCCGGCGCUUGUCCGCUCCCCGUCCGGCCGUGUCAGCGCCGGCGGCGGCCUCGGUCUCGCCCACGGCUGCAUGCUCCCGGGCAUCCUCCCGGGCAAGAAGAAGAACAACAAGAAGAAGAACAAGCUGGACGACGACGAGACGGUGGCUAUAGCUAGCGUCGUCGGCUGCAAGAAGAAGCCGUCGUCGCUGGAGUUCACGGCCGAGCCGACGAGCGCGCGGUCCAUGUCGUUCGUGGGCACCCACGAGUACCUGGCGCCGGAGAUCAUCCGCGGCGACGGCCACGGCAGCGCCGUCGACUGGUGGACCUUCGGCAUCUUCCUCUACGAGCUCCUGCACGGCGCCACGCCCUUCAAGGGCUCCGGGAACCGCGCCACGCUCUUCAACGUCGUCGCGCAGCCGCUCAGGUUCCCCGACGCGCCGGCGGUCAGCGCCGCGGCCAGGGACCUCAUCCGGGGCCUGCUGGCCAAGGAGCCGCACAACCGGCUCGCGUCCCGCCGCGGCGCGGCCGAGGUGAAGCAGCACCCUUUCUUCGAAGGCGUCAACUGGGCACUCGUCAGGAGCGCCCAGCCGCCCUACAUCCCCGACGCCGCCGCCGUUGAUCACUGCUCGUCCCAAUUCGCCUUCAGCGACGGAGCGGCGGCGGCGCAAGGUGGUGGCACGCCCAAGAGCGACGCACGGAAAACCGGAUCGCGUCACACUGAUUCUGAUUCGUCGCAUGCUGAUUUUGAGUACUUUUAGGAUUUGAUUUGAGAUCGAUCUCCAUUA